Messenger RNA from Formica exsecta, 2269 nucleotides. Its product is annotated as lamin Dm0-like. The record is from RefSeq and is a predicted model, not a curated record. The transcript is spliced from 9 exons. NCBI's taxonomy places the organism in Eukaryota, Metazoa, Arthropoda, Insecta, Hymenoptera, Formicidae. The coding region runs from base 247 to 2079 and encodes 610 amino acids.
UGCGAGGUGUGCGGGGUGUCUAUCCGAUCACGAAUAAAACCACACGCGCUCGCACGGACGUGCUAACGCUUUCGGCAACGAUUCGCCAAUACGUACGCGUCCGGUGUUCCUUCCCUCUUUUUUCUGGCCCUCGGUGUCUCGAAAGCGUCCUGCUUUUGAGUCUUGAAACGCGACGCGUAACCGGAGACCCCACGGAAUAGAGAGAAAGAGAGAGGCCACCGUACCGCAACUUCUUUAACAACGAAGAUGUCGACUAAAUCGAGCAAGAAGACGGCGGCGGCGGCAGCCGCGGCAGCGGCCGCCGCGUCCUCCGCGACGACCGCCGCCUCGUCGUCGUCGAGUAGCAUUCAAUCGCCGCCGAGCACAUCGACGCCGAUCGUUGGUCGACGGCCCGGCAGCCCGCUCAGCCCUACUCGCUACUCGCGGAUGCAAGAGAAGCAGGAUCUACAGAAUCUCAACGAUCGUCUGGCAUGUUACAUCGAGAAGGUACGUCAUCUCGAGACGGAGAACUCCCGGUUGACGCGGGAGGUGCAAACCACCCAGGAGACCGUCACUCGGGAGGUGUCCAACAUCAAGGCUAUGUACGAACACGAGCUCUCCGACGCGCGGAAGUUGCUCGACGAGACGGCAAGGGAACGCGCCAAGCUCGAGAUCGACACCAAACGCCUGUGGGAUGAUAACGAAGAUUUUAAGAGCAAAUUGGAGAAAAAAACAAAGGAUUUGCAAAUAGCAGAGCGAAAUGCCAUGAUCUAUGAAACACGCUGCAGUGAUUUACAAUCACAAUUCAAUCAAUCGCAGGCAGAGCGCAAGAAGCUUGCAGAGAAAGAUCGAGAUUCGGAGAAGGAAAUCGAAAGAUUGAAAGCGUUGCUCGACGAUGCUCGGAAACAUCUGGAGGAGGAGACUUUGCAGCGAAUCGAUCUGGAGAACAAUAUUCAAAGUCUCAAAGAAGAUAUCAGUUUUAAGGAUCAAGUUUAUCAACAAGAACUUUCGGAGACUCGUACGAGACGACAAGUUGAGAUAUCCGAAAUAGACGGGCGCCUCGCGGAACAAUACGAGGCGAAAUUGCAGCAGUCGCUACAAGAAUUGCGCGACCAAUAUGAAGCACAGAUGCGUGCAAAUCGAGAGGAGAUUGAAUUGUUAUAUGAAAACAAAAUCAAGAAUUUGGCAUCUCAUGCACAACGUAAUAGUGGAGCCGCCAGUAUAGCAGUCGAAGAAUUAAGACAGACACGCUCUAGAAUCGAAGGGCUUAAUUCAAGAAUCAGCGAGCUCGAAGCGUCCAAUAAUGCGCUUAAUGCACGAAUCAGAGAUUUGGAAAAUUUAAGAGAAAACGAACGUUCUCGUCACGCGGAAAACUUGGCUGGAUUGGAAGCGGAAUUAGCACGUAUGCGAGACGAAAUGGCUCAGCAGUUGCAAGAAUAUCAGGAUCUCAUGGACAUUAAAGUGGCACUUGAUUUAGAAAUCGCUGCAUAUCGUAAAAUGCUCGAGUCUGAAGAGGCCAGAUUAAACAUUACGCCUAUGCAAUCGACAAACACGUCUUUAAGUGGUAGAGCAACUCCGUCCAGACAUACCCCUCUUAGAGGGGGUAAACGAAAACGCACUUUAUUGGAAGAAAGUGAAGAACGUAGCAGUAGUGAUUACAGCGUUUCAGGUACUGCUAGGGGUGACGUAGAAAUUACUGAAGCAGAUCCCCAAGGACGAUUUGUUAAACUUACCAACAAGGGCAAUAAGGAAAUAAGUUUGAGCGGCUGGCAGCUUAUUCGCAAAGCUGGUACUCUGGAAACAGUUUUCAAGUUUCAUCGUACAGCAAAACUUGAAGCAGGUGCUAAUGUAUUGGUAUGGUCAGCUGAUCUCGGUGCGACACACGAGCCACCAUCUAACAUCGUUAUGAAAGGUCAGAAAUGGUUUAUAGCGGACAACAUGAGUACGAUUCUGUUCAAUAACGAAGGAGAGGAACUGGCAACUUCUGAACGCAAGAGACAGCAAUUGUCUACAAGUUUGUCCCGACAUAGGGAAAGUAUAGGAUUCCGAUCAACAGAAGAACUUCAUCACCAACAGAGAAGAUAUCUCUACCCGUAUUAAGGGUGAGGGCACACGACUCUGAUGGGCACUUUAUAGUGAUCCCCAAGGUGAAGAACGUUGCCGAAUUAUGUGAACAUAAAUUUAUAAUUAUUAAGCUUAAUUAUACACAUUAUACUCUAAAUUAAUUUUGGUAAGUGAAUGUUGUAUUUUAUAUCUCUGAUAUUAUACUUUAAAUUAAUUUUUUUCUGUC